UACCAUUAGAUGUUCUAACCCAAAAGGAGGUCUAGUGUUAUGCAACCUGCUCACAUUUCCAUCUUAAGGAUGGGGACUAAGAUGCUUAGGGUAGCAUCGUUUCGAUUGCCCGAUUUGGAUAUUUCUUAAAGCUCGAACAAGCCUCAGCCUUCAUGCAGGUGGCUCACUGACUGAAUACCUAGUGCAUUUAAGUUAAACGUGACGUAUUGAUCUAGGGGUUAUGCAGGCUGCUCACGAUAUCUAAAGCCCGAUAUACAGUCAAAUGUAGGUAUCUCGGACAUAAAGUAUCGAGCAACUAUAAUAUAAAUAUCGUAAUGGCGCGACAAUUUCGAUGUAAGUUUUGGUAUCAUCAAAAACAUAGAACUUAACCCAAGACGUUGAAUUAUCUGCCUCUCCAUAUUGCCUAUAUCUCAACACGUCAACUCGAAUAUUUUUCUUCAACAUGACUUUUCAUCCUGAUACACUCCCCGAUCUCAAGGGUAGAGUGUUCAUAGUCACGGGUGGAAAUUCCGGCAUAGGGUAUUACACCGUAGCUCAUCUUGCAGAACAUGGCGCCCACGUCUACAUGUGCGUCAGAUCUCUGGAGAAGGGUAAAGCAGCAAUCGCCAGCAUCAAGGAACUGUACCCCUCAGCCAACAUCGAUCUCCUACAAAUGGAUCUCAUGGAUCUUAAAAGCGUCGUCGCAGCUGCUGCACACUUCCUUACUCUCGAAACAGCCCUACAUGGCCUGAUCAAUAACGCAGGCAUCAUGGCGACGCCCUUUGAAAUGACCAAGGAUGGCCACGAAGCCCAAUGGCAGACUAAUUACCUUGCGCACUGGGUUUUGACAGAACAUCUGCUCCCUCUCAUGCUCCAGACUGCUAAGACGCUUCAGCCCGGUAGCGUGCGUAUUGUUAAUGUCACUUCAUCAGGUCACCUGGCCGCACCUAAGGGCGGUAUCAAUUUCAAAGACUUGUCACUGAAAGAUAGUAGUCCGUGGCCGCGAUAUGGUCAGAGCAAGCUUGCCAAUAUUUUGCACGCCAAGACCCUGAAUAAGACGUAUGGUCCAGGCUCAUCCCGUGCGCGAAAUGGGGAGGGCGAGAUCUGGGUUUCGUCUGUUCAUCCGGGUAUGGUUGAAACGAACAUUGCUACGUCAGUAGAGAAGUUGGAUUGGGGUAUGGGGAGUGUUUUCUCGAUUGCACGUAUGUUUGGAUUGAUAUGGCCUUCAAAUAAGGGAUCGUGGACGAGUAUAUUUUGCGCGGCGAGUCAGGAUAUGAAAGCGGAGCAGAGCGGCAUGUAUUUCGAAAUUUUCGGGCGGUUCGGGGAGCCAAAGUGCGAAAGUAGUGCAGCAAAGAACGAGGAGCUUGCGGAAAGGUUAGAGAAGUGGACCAAGGAAACGAUGAGAAGGGAGAAAUGGGUUCGAUGAUACCUAAAUCGUUGAAUUUUAGUUGUCGAGUUGUAUGUUUAAUUGAUCAUAGACUAUGAAG
Hypoxylon trugodes is the source of this 1466-nucleotide messenger RNA. RefSeq lists its product as uncharacterized. NCBI's taxonomy places the organism in Eukaryota, Fungi, Ascomycota, Sordariomycetes, Xylariales, Hypoxylaceae. The transcript has 2 exons. The coding region runs from base 443 to 1405 and encodes 320 amino acids. The record is from RefSeq and is a predicted model, not a curated record.